This is a messenger RNA of Hypoxylon fragiforme, 2039 nucleotides long. RefSeq lists its product as uncharacterized. The transcript has 2 exons. The coding region runs from base 173 to 1864 and encodes 563 amino acids. The record is from RefSeq and is a predicted model, not a curated record. NCBI's taxonomy places the organism in Eukaryota, Fungi, Ascomycota, Sordariomycetes, Xylariales, Hypoxylaceae.
AAAUUCGCACUUCGUAAUCCAUUUUCCUCUUUACACACCCCUAGCUAUCCACAUCCUGCCGACGACUACACAUCCAUACGCGGAUACGGACCACCGUACCUCAAAUGUUUUUUAUGAGGUGCUUAAACCAUCAAUAUUGAAUCACAUUAACGCUAUUACUUCGCCUCACAAUAUGGAGUCAUCUCCCCUGAUCAAGGCGCAUGACCAUGCGAGAGCCGCAUCAGUGGCCACCCACACAUCUGAUACCACCGUUGCAGUCAAUGAGCAUACUAGAGCUGCCGGCGAAUUUGCCAACGCUGCUAAGAAUACCAGCAGCGUUGAGGCUUUACGUACCUUGAAAUUGCUUGAGCAGCAUCAUCGACGACUAUCUGAACUUCUUCAGCUCCCCAACCAACAGCCAACGUCACAAGCUACCUCCGAAGAUGACUCUCAGCCCAGCGAAAAAGAUGAGUCUGCUACGACUACAUCUUCAUCUCCCACAAAACAUGACGCCAACGAGGCUUCAAACGAGAAAAAUCCACAGCCUUUGCCGACCUUAACCAAGCAGCCGCGAUAUCCUCCUCGUGAUUUGGGGGCCUCCAUCGCCAACAAUCUUGCUUCUGCCCGGGGUAUCCGUUCCAAGUAUAGGUCCCAGCCUCUUAGCCCUAGUGUUUCUAAUACCGAGGCUCCCGGCAAUAUGGAGACGGCAUCUCGAAGAAGCGGCCCAAGAACCAAAAUGCAAACUAUGCUAGAUAACUCCGACAAACCAAAUGCCAUCACAUCUCCAGAUAGUGAAAGAGCUACUAGACGGUCCAAUGCUACCCAACAGGAUGGUGUCACUGGUAAAGGACGAGCAGAAAGUGCUACAAACACCACCGAUGAGGGUUUUUCAAGGUUCUACAGCGCAUUUGGUAGUAUCAUUAAUAGGAUUUCCGCUCCGCUUGCCUUUGCCGGACUGCCCUUGAUAAGCGAGGACCAAGUUGAAGAACCACCGGCCCCGGUCCCGGCUCCCGAGUCACCAGCCCCGAAGCGAAAUAGGGUCCGAGGAUCCCCCUAUGUUUCCGCUGAACCUGAUCUGAAAAAGAUAUAUUCCAGGGCAGCUCUUCGAGCUGUGGCUCGCGAUGGACAGUCGGCCAACGACUCGUUCUACGUUGUCCCUACCAGCGGUCAUACCGCCUCGUACGCAAGCAUCCUUACUUUCGCAGACAAAGAGAAGCGCCGAAUGGAAGCCCAGGGUGCCGCAGGUGUCCUACUUCAAGACCCCGACGACGAAGACUUUGUCGACGCCAGGGAAUCCCAAAUCCCACGCUCGCCUGCACUCCAGAAGUUGUCGGGUAAGGCCCGUGCCGAUAAAGAUCUCACCAACAUGGUUGAAGAGCUGUAUCUCGAGAAUAAAGGCUUAAAGGACAUGCUGGAUAAACUGAGCAAGCGUCUCCAUGCGUUCGAGUCUAUGUCACAAAACUCUGGAAUGCGCCUUGCCGAGAGCAUGCGUCUCAUGCGUCCUAGUUCGCCACUCGCAUCUGGAGGGAAAGCGCCACCAGCAAUGGCGGGCGCGGGGCUAACGGAUGAGGCCCUCGUAAGAAGGAACCAGGAACUCGAGGAGCAACUCCUAGUAGCAUCGAGGCAGAUGGAAGAAAUGGAGAAGAGCUACAACAAGGCGAGAGCGAACCUCGUUCGCUACCGGGAGAAAUGGGACCAGCUCAAAGCCGGGGCUAAAGCACGUCGGGCUGGUGUUGGUAGUGCGAGUGGCAGUGGAAGUGCUGCGGGCGUUGGUGGCGGUGUUGGUCUUGGUGGUGACUUAAUGCAGGGAGGUAGAGGCGGAGAAGGGGGUGGAGGUUCAGAAGCAGGUGUGGAUGAUGGGUUCAAGAGCCCUGCUUUAGGUUAGGGGUAGUAACAUCGUAGUAGUUACAUUCAGACGAGAAGGUGAGAUGAGUGGUAGGUAAGUAAUCUACCUAACCUUAGGUAGCUAGCUACGCAGGGUGAGUACUUGCCUAGGUAGGCAGAGUAGGGUGGGGUGGGGUAGAGAGUAGUAGAAUAUAAACUGGCUUCAUGUGACUCGA